This is a messenger RNA of Zea mays, 1524 nucleotides long. RefSeq lists its product as uncharacterized. Gene Ontology annotation, molecular function: protein dimerization activity; DNA-binding transcription factor activity. The record is from RefSeq and is marked validated. Bases 87 to 1166 code for a protein of 359 amino acids. Gene Ontology annotation, biological process: regulation of DNA-templated transcription. Gene Ontology annotation, cellular component: nucleus. The transcript is spliced from 7 exons. Lineage: Eukaryota; Viridiplantae; Streptophyta; Magnoliopsida; Poales; Poaceae.
CGAACGCAGCAGCAGCAGCUCACGCGCGCACGGCACACCAGUGAGUGACACCACCUCUCGCCUCAGCGCCGGCCCCCCUAUAAAUAAUGGCGCCACUCUCCCCUACCCCCGCCUCCGCCUCUGCUCCCGUGUCCUCCUCCCCUCGUUCCCUCGUCCCGGACGCCUCCGCCGCGCCGAUGCGCCCCGCCUCGCCGCCGCAGGAGCUCCCCGCCGCCGGGGGCGAGAUCCAGGCGGCGCUGGCCCCUGCCAAUGCCUCCACCGCGGGCGCCCGCGGAGGCGGAGGCUCCUUCACGGCGCUGCUGGGACUCCCCACCUCGCAGGCCAUGGAGCUGCUCCUCCCCCGCACGACGCCCCCCGCCCUAGCCACAGCGCCCGCGCCAACCUUCCCCUCCGACCCGCACCUCGUGGACCGCGCCGCGCGCUUAUCCACGUUCGCGCCCCCGUCCCCGUCCCCAUCCUCCACGUCCCCGGCCCGGCCCCUCCCCGCCGCCGCUAACGCCGGCAAGCGCAAGGCCGACCCCGUCGACCGUGCCUCCAAGGGGAAGGCGGCGAAGAAGGGGAAGACGGCGGAGGAGAAGCUCGCGGGCGGCGACGGCGACGACGAGAAGCCGGCGUACGUGCACGUGCGGGCCAGGCGGGGCCAGGCCACGGACAGCCACAGCCUCGCCGAGCGGGCGAGACGCGAGAAGAUCAAUGCGAGGAUGGAGCUGCUCAAGGAGCUGGUCCCCGGCUGCAGUAAGGUAUCAGGAACAGCAUUGGUGCUAGAUGAGAUCAUCAAUCAUGUUCAGUCUCUCCAAAGGCAAGUUGAGUACUUGUCAAUGAGGCUCGCAGCUGUAAACCCAAGGGUCGAUUUUGGUGGGCUAGACAGCUUUCUGACCACAGAGUGUGGAAGGAUAGCAGGCUUCAACUGCAAGAACGGAAUCGACUUGGAGCAGGUAACCUGGCCAGAAAUGGGUGUUCAUGGAGCAAGGCAGCUGAUGCAACUUCAACAGCAGUUCUGGCAUGGCGAUUUAACACAUCCACACCAAGUGGCUUCACAGUGGGAAAAGCGUGGGGAUGGCCAUCCUCCCGUCUUUAGCAACUCCAGUCCCUCUCUCUUCGGCUAUGAUCUAACAAGCUCUGGAGCCCAGCAAACCCCGGCGAGCAAGCUAAAGACGGAGCUUUGAGCGACGAUGGAUGGUAGAUAGCAUUGUCAGGAGAGCAGGCUGAACAUAUGCGGUGGGGGCGCAGCAGCGACAUGAUUUCAGCAAGUUGACCAGGUCAGGCUACAAACGGGCUGGGAAUGUUGAUGUGAAGCGCAUGGAGACCAACAUUUUCAGAGACAGAGAGGAUGUACAUAUAGCGAUAGAGAAUACUAUUGGUGUUGAGCUGAAGACGGGAAUACCAUAGUUGUAUUGUAGAGAUGGGCACGCCCUGCUGCUAUCGCUGAAGAGAUGGGAGGGCGAGCGAUACUCCGGUCUAGUUGCUGGUAUUCUUGGUGUAUUUCUUACUAUAAUGGCCCAAUCUUAAGGUUAUAUGAGCAGC